Messenger RNA from Coniophora puteana RWD-64-598 SS2, 1728 nucleotides. RefSeq lists its product as uncharacterized. The record is from RefSeq and is a predicted model, not a curated record. The transcript is spliced from 6 exons. NCBI's taxonomy places the organism in Eukaryota, Fungi, Basidiomycota, Agaricomycetes, Boletales, Coniophoraceae. The coding region runs from base 69 to 1655 and encodes 528 amino acids.
CGCCUGCAUCCUGUCCUCAGUCCCACCACCUUCCCAGAGGCUACGCGAUACCUCCUACGUGCCCAAGAAUGCCUAUGGUCUCUAUUGAAGCAGUACCCCAAGAGAUCAUAGAACACAUCGCCUUCUUCGCAGGGACCCAGUAUGUCCUUGGACCUCCAUCGGACUUGCUUCCUCUACUGCUAACAUCGCGGGCUUUCCAUCGGCAACUAGCCGAUUCAUACAAUCCCUGGUUAUAUGCGCGCAUAUUCGAGUAUAAGUUCGACCUACGCGCUGCGGCCCGCCGGCUAGGCGCCGAGGCCAUGACCGUCCUUGUCCUGAAAGCGGAGCUCCAGAAGCGGUGUGCGUAUCUCAAGAAGAUAAAGGCGCGGACGUCUGCGUUCCUGAAUGAGGACGACGACGAUCUGUCAGACGAUGGCGUACGGGCAGAGCUGUUGUGGAUGGCAUACCUGAUGAUGCUAGAGAAUGAUGGCAAGAACGAGCGACACUUACGAGAGUAUGCUCAGAUGGAGACGUGGUUGUGGGACUACUGGUUCGACGCUCGUGGAGCGUCACGGGCCUCCCAGCUCGUAAGCAUGGACAAAUGGUUGCCCGAUACCGAGCAGAACUCGCUGGCCAUGUGGCUAUUUUGGCUUCUCUUUGAUCCUGAACAGCCCAUCAGGAGCAAGGCUAGCUUUCGCAUCGUACCGGUCGUGCUGAAGCUAGCGGCUUUGGCUGCCAACCGGUAUCCCAUCUGUCUACCAAGUUGGGCAACGUUUUUGCCUCAGGUUGGACCGAAGUCAAGAGGCGGCAACCCCAUUGAGCACUUCUCGCAAACUUACCAUCUGAAGCCACCCCCCUUGACGUCCCCGGCGAUCCUCUCGUAUCUGACUUUGGCGAUCCAGUACUCUUCAGAUCGUGAGGUCAUGCAUCGAGCGCCUCAUACGCCUUCGAAGCUGAGCGCGUCUGUCAACUCUAGCCUUGAAUGGGAAGCGGACUGGUACCGAUGCUCGAGCCUAGGUCAAGCUGACUACUCUCGCGCGCAUUGUGGGGCGUACGUCCCGGGGUGUAUGGAAGGGAUCUGGGAAGGUUUAUUUACGUACACAGAGUUCACCGCCUAUGCGGCGCUUCUGUCUGGCGGGCCUCCGUCUGCUCUUCAGAAAAGUCUGGUCGCGCAACACAGGCAAACGUGGCGGCUGAGGGAGUAUCACUUGAUGGUGGCUGACACAGACGGUCGCUCAAAGCGCUGUCUAGCCACGGGUGAUCCCCUCAGAGGCUUUUUCCCGGUAGGUACUCACAUCCGGGAAACAUCCGGGGGCAUCGAAGUCCAGCAGCCGCGCACAGAGGAUGCCCUCUGCUACCAGAGCUCGUCAUCAUCUCCACAUUCUCCAAGCUCGGACCCCAACCACAGUCACUGGAGGGAGAUCGCAGAUAUCAUGAUCGUUGGCGAGGGCCACUCUGCUUGGGGUCAGUUUAAUUUGAUUGGUAGAGUUAGGCCGCUGGAUGGAUUCAUCACAUUGGCGAAGGAAUACACAGACGGCGAGCGCGGGCGGUGGCUCUACCGGGGAUACCUGGUGGGAAAUGUGAACGGUAACCUAUCAGGGCGUUGGCGAGACACGCUCAGCCCAACUGAGGUACCCGGUUAUGAGGGCUGCUUUGUCAUGAGUCGAAGAAAGUAGAUCAUUAUUGUCCUAUUGACUAUAGCCCAGCGUAGUGAAACGUAUACGAGAAUUCUAUACCGGUGAAAAGUCC